UUCUCCUCCCGUUUCCCUCCUCUGCUCCCCCACCACCACCAUCCCUCCUCGAGGCAGAGGAAGGGGGAGGAAAAACUCCAAGCCGCGUCGCGGGCGCCCACACCACUCCUCCCUCCUCCCCGCCUCGCCCCGCCAUGGCCGCCGCCAGGCGGGCCCCGGGCGUCGCGCUCCUCCUGGCGGUCCUCCUCCCGCUCGUGGCCACUCCGUCCCGCGCCGCCACGCCGGCGAGGGCGGCGUCCACCGCCGCGUUCCAGCUCCACGGCGACGUCUACCCCACAGGCCACUACUAUGUCACUAUGAACAUUGGGAACCCUGCGAAGCCCUACUUCCUGGACGUGGACACCGGGAGCGACCUCACAUGGCUUCAGUGCGACGCACCCUGCCAGAGUUGCAACAAGGUGCCGCACCCAUUGUAUCGGCCUGCACAGAACAGGCUUAUACCGUGUGCAGAUUCUCUUUGCACUGCACUGCACAGUGGACUGGGCUCUAACAAGAAGUGCCCUUCACCAAAACAAUGUGACUACCAAAUCAAGUACACAGACAGCGCAUCGUCUCAAGGUGUGCUUAUCACCGACAACUUCUCGUUGCCCCUGAGCAAGUCCUCCAACAUCCGUCCCAGCCUGACUUUUGGGUGUGGGUAUGAUCAGCAAGUGGGGAAAAAUGGUGCGGUGCAAGCAGUGACAGACGGCUUGCUUGGGCUUGGGAGGGGAUCAGUUAGCCUUCUUUCACAGCUCAAGCAACAAGGGGUCACCAAGAAUGUCCUUGGCCAUUGCCUCAGCACGAACGGAGGGGGGUUCCUCUUCUUUGGGGAUGAUAUCGUGCCUACUUCACGCGUAACUUGGGUGCCUAUGUCUCGGAGCACAUCUGGGAACUACUACUCACCUGGCUCAGGAACGCUGCAAUUUGAUAGACGUUCGCUAGGCGUAAAGCCUAUGGAGGUCGUAUUUGACAGUGGUAGCACCUAUACCUACUUUACUGCCCAGCCAUACCAAGCUGUUGUCUCUGCGAUCAAAGGUGGUCUCAGCAAAUCACUUAAACAGGUGUCAGAUCCUGAGCUGCCUCUGUGCUGGAAAGGGCAAAAAGCAUUCAAAUCUGUGUUUGACGUCAAGAAGGAAUUCAAGCCACUGUCUCUGAGCUUUGCCAAUGGCAAGAAUGCUGUCAUGGAGAUCCCUCCUGAAAACUACCUCGUUGUCACUAAAAAUGGAAAUGCGUGCUUGGGCAUCCUUGACGGAACGGCACCUAAGCUGAGUUUCAACGUUAUUGGAGACAUCACAAUGCAGGAUCAGAUGGUGAUAUAUGAUAAUGAGAAAGCGCAGAUUGGAUGGGUGCGUGGACCAUGCACUAGGAGUGCCAAGUCUAUUCUGUCUUCCUUUCCAUGAUCAUUUCCCAUAUUAGAACCAUGAGCUCUUGAAUCGUUUCCAUGUACUGCUGAUGGAGUUUGUGAAAAUUACUAUCAUCAAAACUCCUCGGAAUGAUCAACUUCCCAACUGAAGAGUGCCAGCUUGUUACUGUCGGAAUAAUGCGUGUUACAUGUGAGGGGAUUGAGAUUAAGGAGUGAAGGUUAGAGAGGCAAUAGGAAGUUACUAACAGUGGCUGUAUGCUCCUUGUGUUCAUAAUGAAAUGGGAGUCCAUGAUUUAUAAGGUUGGCCUGAGUUGUUUUUUAUAUGCCAUUUACUUGAACAUCCUCUAGACUUCCAUUUAUAAUUAAGGACACAGAGAUGCUUAUUCCA
Molecule: messenger RNA, 1730 nt
Organism: Panicum hallii
Lineage: Eukaryota; Viridiplantae; Streptophyta; Magnoliopsida; Poales; Poaceae
Product: aspartic proteinase Asp1-like
Exons: 8
Coding region: 135-1379 (414 amino acids)
Biological process (GO): proteolysis
Molecular function (GO): aspartic-type endopeptidase activity
Source: RefSeq, a predicted model, not a curated record